AUGAAGUGCGUAGUGUUCUCGUUGGUGGCCAUCUUUGUUGCACUGAGCGCAGCCGACUAUCACCAGCAUCACCACCACGGUGGACAUCAUGAAACGAUCCAUCCCGGCCCGGCGGAAGUGCUGACGUAUCCGGGAAAGGUUCCAUUGCCGCCGUGCGGUACGGUGUACCUGUUGAGCUGUAACAAGAACUCGAAGGUAGUGCCAUGCACCCCGGAGAAGGAGCAUUACCAUCAUGCCCCUGCAAAGGAGCAUUACCAUCAUGCCCCGGCUCCUGCAUAUCAUCAUGCCCCUGCAAAGGAGGAUUACCAUCAUGCCCCGGCUCCUGCAUAUCAUCAUGCCCCGGCAAAGGAGCAUUAUCAUCAUGCCCCUGCCAAGUACUAG
This is a messenger RNA of Ochlerotatus camptorhynchus, 381 nucleotides long. Its product is annotated as histidine-rich glycoprotein-like. The coding region runs from base 1 to 381 and encodes 126 amino acids. The record is from RefSeq and is a predicted model, not a curated record. The transcript has a single exon. Lineage: Eukaryota; Metazoa; Arthropoda; Insecta; Diptera; Culicidae.